CAACGACUUUUGACGUCAUCAAAAGGCGCCUCGGUCUGCUUUUGCGACUAGCUCUGGUCUCUACAUUCAGGCGCAGGCUGCUUUCAAAUGGUAUUUGUAAAUAAAAAAGGACUUUAAAAUGCCUAUGAAAGGAAGGUUUCCGAUCAGGAGGACUCUGGAAUAUCUCCAGAAAGGCGACAUCAUCUUCAAAAACAGAGUGAAGAUCAUGACGGUCAAUUACAACACUCAUGGAGAACUCAGCGACGGAGCAAGAAAGUUUGUGUUCUUCAAUAUUCCUCAGAUUCAGUACAAAAACCAGUGGCUUCAAAUAAUGAUGUUUAAAAAUAUGACACCAUCACCGUUCUUGAAGUUCUACCUGGACGAUGGGGAGCAAGUUCUAGUAGAUGUGGAAGGGAAGGACCACAAACAAAUUUCACAACACGUCAAGAAGAUUUUGGGCAAAUCAGAAGAAGUGUUACAAGCUGAGGCUCGAGCCAAGAUGCAGGCGUCCAACCCCGCCAACUUUGGGCCCAAAAAGUACUGUCUGAGGGAGUGUAUCUGUGAGGUGGAGGGCCAGGUGCCGUGUCCUGGCAGCACGCCGCUGCCCAAGGAGAUGACGGGCAAAUAUCGUGCCCAGAUGGCAGCAUCACAUGAGUGAGAAGCUGAGAACUGGACAAUAUGGCACUGUUGAUUUUGUACGAUUACAUAUAAGGACUACCGCAUUGCAUAUUUUGUUGUAAAUUCGUGUAACUAAAUGGGUCCCACUAUGCUGUGCAUUGUGAGAACGCCACUGGCUGGACUGAGACCCUCCAGUCCACAUGAGUAGCAGAAACUUACCAAAACAUGACUGUUUGUAUAGGUUUGGAUAACUUGAUGUCACACCUGGUGUUUUUAUGUGAUGGGGUUGAAAAAUCCACACAUCCGAAUGCAAUUUACAUCAAGCACAGUGUCAACACUGCAAUCUAAACAAAUAAAAAUGAUUUGCCUAUGUGGCGGUAGUUGUCGCUCUGUGUAAACAUUAGGAAAAUCUAAAUCCUAAGUAUUUUCAUGCAAGAGGCAGUAUCAAGUUGAGAUUGAACACGUUACCAGAUUUAUGACAAGAAUGACAAACAUUUUACAGAGAUGAUUUUUUUUAUUGGUUCUGAGAUGGAGUUUUCUAAAGUUAAUAAAUUGAUGUGUGUCUAAAUUGUCUUACCAAAUUAGCUAAAAUCAACUGCUAAUACACAAGAAGCUCCUCGAGUUAUUUACACUGUCACAAAACAUUUAGUGUUGCAUGUUUUGCUUAAAAUCUUCUGUGGACAUCAAAAAUCAGCAGUGCGAGAUCAACAGACGAUACAAAACACUUUGUUUAUGAAGAGAAAUAUGGACUUUAUGACUGAAAGGAAAGCACUAUGACAAAUCACGU
Messenger RNA from Sander lucioperca (pikeperch), 1384 nucleotides. RefSeq names its product mitochondrial ribosomal protein S25 (gene mrps25). The transcript has 4 exons. NCBI's taxonomy places the organism in Eukaryota, Metazoa, Chordata, Actinopteri, Perciformes, Percidae. Gene Ontology annotation, cellular component: mitochondrion. Gene Ontology annotation, molecular function: structural constituent of ribosome. The record is from RefSeq and is a predicted model, not a curated record. Bases 119 to 637 code for a protein of 172 amino acids.